Eucalyptus grandis is the source of this 1466-nucleotide messenger RNA. RefSeq names its product short-chain dehydrogenase TIC 32, chloroplastic. The transcript is spliced from 8 exons. The record is from RefSeq and is a predicted model, not a curated record. Bases 244 to 1191 code for a protein of 315 amino acids. NCBI's taxonomy places the organism in Eukaryota, Viridiplantae, Streptophyta, Magnoliopsida, Myrtales, Myrtaceae.
AGUCAAACAAUGUUUUACUCCUGCCCCGAGAUUUCAGAGGAUGACAGACACUCUUUCUCCUCUCUUUCUGCUUCCUAAACUCUCCCUCCGUCUGGAAAGUUGCUCCUUUUUUUAACCUUAAUCUCUGCUAAUAACUGUGUGCAGCUGUCUUGAAUCUGCAAUUAAGAGGGGAAGAGCCAAAUAAAAGAGGGAAGAGCCAAAUAAACAAAGAGAGAAGGGCCAAAAAAAAGUGAGAGAGAAAAGAUGUGGAUUUUUGGGUGGAGAGGGCCUUCUGGGUUCUCUGCUCGCUCUACAGCUGAAGAAGUCACUCAGGGAAUCGAUGGAACUGGUCUCACUGCCAUCGUCACAGGUGCCUCUAGUGGCAUUGGCAUGGAGACUGCAAGAGUUCUUGCUUUACGUGGAGUCCAUGUCGUUAUGGCCGUGAGGAACGUGGAUGCUGGUAGGAGUGUCAAAGAAGCCAUACUUAAGGAACGCCCAUCUGCUAAGAUUGAUGUGAUGGAGUUGGAUCUCAUCUCUAUGGCAUCCGUUUGGAAAUUUGCAUCAGACUAUCAAUCAUCCGCUCUUCCCUUGAAUCUCCUUAUUAAUAAUGCAGGGGUAAUGGCAUGUCCCUUCAUACUUUCUCCAGACAACAUAGAGCUACAGUUUGCAACAAACCAUAUAGGUCAUUUUCUUCUGACAAAUCUUUUGUUGGAGACUAUGAAAAAAACUUCACAGGAAAGCAAUAGAGAAGGAAGGAUAGUUAUUGUGUCCUCAGAGGGUCACCGCUUUGCAUACCGCGAAGGAAUUCGUUUUGACAAAAUCAAUAGCGAAUCUGAGUACAGUAGCAUACAAGCCUAUGGGCAGUCAAAGCUCGCUAAUAUAUUACAUGCAAACGAGCUUGCAAGGCGCUUAAAGGAAGAAGGGGUGCAGAUAACUGCUAAUUCACUUCAUCCUGGAGCUAUAACAACCAAUCUUCUUCGCCAUCAUAGCAUUCUCAAUGUACUUGCUAGCUCUCUUGGAAGAUUGUUCCUAAAAAAUGUUCAACAGGGAGCAGCAACUACAUGCUAUGUGGCUUUGCACUCACAAGUGAAAGGGGUUAGUGGUGAAUACUUUAUGGACAGUAAUAAGGCCAAAGCAAGCUCUCUUGCGCAAGAUGCAGAACUUGCAAAGAAACUAUGGGAUUUCAGCAUAAGCCUGCUCAGACCUAAAUAGUAAGGAUCUGCGUGGUAGCAUUGCGUAUUGUUCUUUCUUAGUCAAGUGAACCAGGUUGUUUCUUGAUCAUUGAUAAAGAUACAAAAAGCCAUACACUUAGCCUCAUGGAAACGAGGAUAUGAGUUAAGUAUCUUGGAAAGUCAACUCCUGUGCUUGAAUUUCUCUGAACAUAACUUGAUGAAAUAGGAGAGCAUGGUGCGAGUGUAUUACUGUUUGUGGAUGCUGCAUCCUGCAGAAUUACCUAUUGUUUAUACUCCUUGAUAAUUAUCCGUACA